Messenger RNA from Schistocerca piceifrons (Central American locust), 905 nucleotides. Its product is annotated as zinc finger protein 596-like. Gene Ontology annotation, biological process: regulation of transcription by RNA polymerase II. The record is from RefSeq and is a predicted model, not a curated record. Bases 291 to 890 code for a protein of 199 amino acids. The transcript is spliced from 3 exons. Gene Ontology annotation, molecular function: DNA-binding transcription factor activity; RNA polymerase II cis-regulatory region sequence-specific DNA binding. NCBI's taxonomy places the organism in Eukaryota, Metazoa, Arthropoda, Insecta, Orthoptera, Acrididae.
GCCAAAUUCGAAGUGGAAAUGUUGAUACCUGAUGUUGCUUUACGGAAGAAAAUACAGGAGCACUUCCUGAAUUCACCAUCUCACUAGCGCAACCUCAAAGUACUAGCCCUGAUGGCACAGUGGAUGACCACGCUACAAGAGUUCAGGUACACACGUGUACCACCUGCAAAAAGACGUUUGCACUGUUGCAGGAACUUAAGGAUCACAAACACACAGUGAGACAUGAAUCUCUGCGUUCCUGCUACGUGUGUCACAAAACGUUUACUUCAAGUGCUGGCGUGAAGAAGCACAUGCGAUUGCACACUGGUGAACGACCCUACAGCUGUCACAUUUGCCACAAGACAUUCACUCAAAAUAAUAACUUGAAGCAGCAUUUAAAACUGCACACUGGAGACCGGCCGUACAGCUGCAGCAUUUCUAAGAGCCACCUGAAUAUACAUUCACAGCUGCAUACUGGCAAUCGUCCCUAUAGUUGCGACGUUUGCAACAAGGCAUUCACUCAAAGAUGUCAUUUGAAGCAACAUUCACUGUUGCACUCUGGCGAACGCCUCUUCAGCUGUGGUGUUUGUAACAAGACAUUCAGAACAAGUAGCAGUCUGAAGAGGCAUUCCCAGCUGCAUACUGGCGAACUCCCUUAUAGCUGUGACAUUUGCAACAAGACAUUCAUAUCAAAUAGCCAGCUGACGACGCAUUCACUGCUGCACACUGGUGAACACCCCUAUAGUUGUUACGUUUGUCACAAGACAUUCACGCAAAGUGGUCAUCUGAAGCAGCACUUGCAAUUGCAUACUGGCGAUCACCCCUACAGUUGUAGUGUUUGUGGCAAAACAUUCACGAAAAGUAGUAAUUUGAAGCAGCAUUUGAGACUCCACUCUAGUGAACAUCCUUAAAGCUGUGCUGAGGGA